Messenger RNA from Vicia faba (fava bean), 945 nucleotides. The record is from the annotation of a GenBank genome assembly. NCBI's taxonomy places the organism in Eukaryota, Viridiplantae, Streptophyta, Magnoliopsida, Fabales, Fabaceae.
AUGGCAUCAUUUCUAAGGCCAGUAGUAGUCGCAACAACAACAACAGCAACCGCCGUUGCAGCUUUAGCUUUUUCUUCACCUUCUUCUUUCUCUCAUUCACACCAAUCCCCAAACACCGCCUUACCUUCCAAUCCUAAAUCCAAUAAACCCUUCGCCCUCGUCAAAACCUUCGCUACCUCUCCUUCACCUCUCGUAAUGGACCACAACCUCUCUUCGCACAUCGAUCAUCACGUUUUGCCUGAGUUACUCACGGAGUAUAUGGUGGAUAUGACUUGUGAAGGUUGUGUUAAUGCGGUUAAAAAUAAGCUGCAAACGAUUCAUGGAAUCAAGAACGUGGAGGUGGAUUUGAGCAAUCAGGUUGUUAGGAUUCUUGGUUCGACGCCAGUAAAAGUUAUGACUGAAGCUUUGGAGCAAACUGGUAGAAAAGCUCGGUUAAUCGGACAAGGAGUGCCGGAAGAUUUCUUAAUAUCUGCGGCUGUUUCCGAAUUCAAAGGCCCGGAUAUUUUUGGUGUUGUUCGCCUGGCUCAAGUAAGUAUGGAACUAGCUAGAAUUGAAGCAAACUUCAGCGGUCUGUCACCAGGGAAGCAUUCUUGGUCUAUUAAUGAGUUUGGUGAUCUGACUAGAGGUGCAGCGAGCACUGGUAAAGUGUUUAAUCCGCCCAACAAGGAAAACACUACAGAGCCAUUGGGUGACCUGGGAACACUAGAUGCUAAUGAAAAGGGUGAGGCCUUCUACACUGGGAUCAAAGAAAAGCUGAGGGUAGCUGAUCUUAUUGGACGAUCUAUUGUGGUACAUGCUACUGAAGAUAAAUCAGUACAUGGUAUAGCUGCUGCAGUAGUUGCUAGAAGUGCAGCAGUGGGUGAGAAUUACAAAAAACUCUGUACCUGUGAUGGCACCACCAUAUGGGAGGCAACUGACACAGAUUUUGUUACUAGCAAGUUCUGA